CUUUUCAAACAAGACACACUGAGAAGAAGAAGAGUACCGAUUGCUAUUGGCUGUUCGUUGCAAUAUCCCACAAUUCUUUCGGCCUGAACUUCCUUUUCCCCUUCGUCCAUUUUCUCCCUGGACGGGAAUUAGGUAAUAAUGGCACCCAGUCGGAAUGGAAUGCUCUUGAACCCUCACUUCCAUAAAGAUUGGCAGAAGAGGGUGCGCACCUGGUUCAACCAGCCCGCCAGGAAGGUCCGCAGACGAAAGGCUCGGCAAGCGAAAGCCCGCCGCAUCGCGCCGCGUCCGGUAGCAGGGCCCCUGCGGCCCGCGGUCAGAUGUCCCACCAUCCGGUACCACACCAAGGUGCGCUCUGGACGUGGAUUCACCCUGGAGGAGCUGAAGGCUGCUGGCAUCCAUAAGAAGGUGGCUCGCACCAUUGGCAUCGCGGUGGAUGCCCGCCGUCGCAACCGGUCCACAGAGUCCCUGCAGGCCAACGUGCAGCGGCUGAAGGAGUACCGCUCCAAGCUCAUCCUCUUCCCCCGCAAGGCCUCCGCCCCCAGGAAGGGAGACAGCACUCCUGAGGAGCUCAAGAUGGCCACUCAGCUGCCUGGCCCCGUCAUGCCCCUCAGAAGUGUGUACAAGAAGGAGAAGGCCCGCGUGAUCUCGGAGGACGAGAAGAACUUCAAGGCCUUCGCCAGCCUGCGCAUGGCUCGCGCCAACGCCCGCCUCUUCGGCAUCCGCGCCAAGAGGGCCAAGGAGGCGGCCGAGCAGGACGUGGAGAAGAAGAAAUAAACCUUUAUACAGGACUGUGGAAUAAAAACAAACGCCCCAAAA
This is a messenger RNA of Conger conger (European conger), 816 nucleotides long. It is a transcript of the gene rpl13, whose product is annotated as ribosomal protein L13. Gene Ontology annotation, cellular component: ribosome; cytosolic large ribosomal subunit. The coding region runs from base 139 to 774 and encodes 211 amino acids. The record is from RefSeq and is a predicted model, not a curated record. Lineage: Eukaryota; Metazoa; Chordata; Actinopteri; Anguilliformes; Congridae. Gene Ontology annotation, biological process: translation. The transcript has 6 exons. Gene Ontology annotation, molecular function: structural constituent of ribosome; RNA binding.